Molecule: messenger RNA, 366 nt
Organism: Exophiala spinifera
Lineage: Eukaryota; Fungi; Ascomycota; Eurotiomycetes; Chaetothyriales; Herpotrichiellaceae
Exons: 1
Coding region: 1-366 (121 amino acids)
Source: RefSeq, a predicted model, not a curated record
AUGGCAUCUCUGAAAACGGUGACGGUCGCCCUGGCUCGCACAGAGAAAUCACCAGUCACCUCUACCCCCGAGAAGAUCACCUGCGUAUUCAACUACAUCUGGGAAGAUGAGCGCGAAGUGGGAAGAGCUUACCUUUCCACCAUCAACGGGUACACCUUCGGUGCUGCCCUCGACGACGGGUCCGGCACGAAGUCCUUUGCAGGGGCUCCCGUCUGGGCAACCAAUCAAUUGAUGGGCGGCAUCAGUUUCGAGGUCUCCAGGUUCGUCUUGAAGGUGGGAGCGACUGACAAGGACAACAAAGCGGCGGUCUGGGUGAAGCAGGACGACAAGGAAAAGUUGCUGUACAAGACCUUCAACUAUGCAUGA